Messenger RNA from Merops nubicus (carmine bee-eater), 702 nucleotides. RefSeq names its product protein-L-isoaspartate(D-aspartate) O-methyltransferase-like. The coding region runs from base 1 to 702 and encodes 233 amino acids. The transcript is spliced from 7 exons. Gene Ontology annotation, molecular function: protein-L-isoaspartate (D-aspartate) O-methyltransferase activity. Gene Ontology annotation, cellular component: cytoplasm. Gene Ontology annotation, biological process: protein modification process. Lineage: Eukaryota; Metazoa; Chordata; Aves; Coraciiformes; Meropidae. The record is from RefSeq and is a predicted model, not a curated record.
AUGGGCCUGCUCUUCGCCAGGACGAUGGCCUGGACCUCCAGCGGGAAGACGCACCCGGAGCUGGUCAACAACCUCUACAAAAAAGGGAUAAUUAAAUCCCAGCGAGUCUUCGACGUGCUGCUGGCUACUGACAGGGGCCAUUACAUCAAAUACUUCCCCUACAUGGACUCCCCUCAGUCCAUCGGGUACAAGGCUACAAUCAGUGCCCCACAUAUGCAUGCCCACGCGCUGGAACUGCUCAAGGACCAGCUUGUGGAAGGUGGGAAAGCUCUGGAUGUGGGGUCUGGCAGCGGAUAUCUUACGGCUUGCUUCGCCAGGAUGAUGGGCCCCACGGGGAAGGCCGUGGGUGUCGAGCACAUCAAGGAGCUGGUCCAUGAGUCCAUCAGGAACGUCCAAGAGGAUGACCCAAGUCUGCUCAGCUCUGGGCGUGUGAAGCUUGUGGUUGGAGAUGGCAGGCAGGGGUACCCCGAAGAGGCUCCUUACGAUGCCAUUCACGUGGGAGCAGCAGCAGCCACCGUGCCAAAGGAGCUGCUGGAGGAGCUGAAGCCGGGGGGGAGGCUGAUCCUGCCCGUGGGGCCCGAAGGUGCCAACCAGGUGCUGAUGCAGUACGACAAGACCAGCGACGGGCAGAUCGUGGAGACGCAGCUGAUGGGCGUGAUCUACGUGCCCCUGACAGACAGGGAGAAGCAGUGGCCUCGGUAA